GUGGCCGGGGCCAUGCGGCGAGCGGCGGCUCUGGUGCUGCUGGCGGCGGCGCUGAGCGGCGGGGCCGCUGCUCGGGGCUGCCCCGCACAGAGCCUGGGCUGCAAGUGCGGGGCCGAGCGGCCCAAAGCGGCCGGAGGCUCCGGCGCGGCCCGGAGGAGGGUGGUCUGCAGCGGGGGGGGGCUCCCGGCGCCGCCCGAGCCGCACCUCCUGCCCGACGGCACCGCCACGCUGCUGCUGAGUAACAACAAGAUCACAGUGCUGGAAAACGGCUCCUUCUUCGGGCUGCGGGCUCUGGAGAAGCUGGACCUCAAGAACAACCUGAUCAGCACGGUUCAGCCGGGUGCCUUCCUUGGCCUCCCUGAGCUCAAGCGCCUGGACCUCUCCAACAACCGCAUCGGCUGUUUGAGCGCCAGCGUCUUCCAGGGGCUCCCCAACCUGCUCCGGCUGAACAUGUCCGGGAACAUCUUCUCCAGCCUCCCUCCGGGCGUCUUCGACGAGCUCCCCUCUUUGAAAGUCGUUGACUUUGCCACCGAGUACCUGACGUGCGACUGCAACCUGCGCUGGGUGCUGGGCUGGGCGCGGGGCCGCGCCGCGCACAUCUCGGAGCGCACCGUGUGCGCGUACCCGCGGCACCUCCUGGCGCUGCCGCUGCGCGGCGCACACGAGGCGCAGCUCCGCUGCGUGGGAGCCCCGGAGCUGCACACGCACCACCUCAUCCCGUCGCUGCGCCAGGUGGUUUUCCAAGGAGACCGGUUGCCUUUCCAAUGCACCGCGACCUACCUGGAUAACAGCACCCAGAUCCGGUGGUACCACAACAGGGAGCCCGUGGAGGAGGAUGAGAGGACGGGGGUGAUCGUGGAGGAGAGUCUCAUCCAUGACUGCACCUUCAUCACCAGCGAGCUCAUCCUCUCCAACAUCCAUGUCUCUGCCAAUGGCGAGUGGGAAUGCUCGGUCUCCACCUCCCAGGGCAACGUCAGCAAGAAGGUGGAGAUUGUGGUGCUGGAAACCUCUGCAUCCUACUGCCCUGCUGAGCGGGUCACCAACAACCGCGGGGACUUCAGGUGGCCCCGCACCCUGGCAGGGAUCACUGCCUACCAGCCCUGCCUGCAGCACCCAUUCGGUGCGGGGCCGGUGGGUGCGGGUUCCCCGGUGGAGAAGCAGGCUUGGAGACGCUGUGACCGCGCCGGGCGCUGGGACCAUGGUGACUAUUCCCAUUGCCUCUACACCAACGACAUCACCCGUGUCCUCUACACCUUCGUGCUGAUGCCCAUCAAUGCCUCCAACGCCCUGACCCUGGCUCACCAGCUCCGUGUCUACACAGCCGAAGCAGCCAACUUCUCAGACAUGGUUGAUGUCCUCUACGUGGCGCAGAUGAUAGAGAAGUUCAUCGGCUACGUGGACCAGAUCAAGCAGCUGACGGACGUGAUCGUGGAGAUGGCCAGUAACAUCAUGCUGGUGGACGACCACAUCCUGUGGAUGUCGCAGAAGGAGGAGAAGGCUUGUACCAGCAUCGUGCGCUCCCUGGAGCGGAUCGCAGCACACACGCUCAGCACCAACUCUCAGCACAUGGCGGUGAACUCUCGUAACAUUGCCUUCGAGGCGUACGUGGUGAAGCCUGAGCGCUAUGUGGGGCUGAGCUGUGUGGCCUUCCAGCGGCGCGAUGAGGCCGCGGGCGAGCGGGGCCCCGAGGCGCUGCCCGAGCAGCAGCUGCGCCUGCGCUGCACCACCGGCCGCCCCAACGUGUCCCUUGCCAGCUUCCACAUCAAGAACAGCAUCGCCCUGGCCUCCAUCCAGCUGCCCCCCAGCCUCUUCGCCAGCCCCACGGCCGCUGCCCCAUUGGGGGACUGCAAGCUCCAACUGCUGGUGUUCCGUAAUGGGAAACUCUUCUGCAGCACCGGCAACUCCUCCCGCCUGGCUGAUGAUGGCAAGCGCCGCAGUGUGGCUACACCGGUCAUCUAUGCUGGCACCUAUGGCUGCGGAGUAGGGAACCUAUCGGAGCCGGUGGCCGUGUCCCUGCGGCACCCAGGGGAGGGCGCAGACCCGGUGGCCGCAUACUGGAACUUCGAGGUGCUGGGGGGCAUGGGGGGCUGGAGCGCUGAGGGAUGCCAGCUGGCAGCCCAGGAGCCCAACGUCACCUCCCUGCACUGCCGGCACCUCAGCAACGUGGCUGUGCUCAUGGAGCUGAGCGGCUUCCCCAGCGAGGCCCAGGGCGCCGUGGAGGUGCUGCACCCAGCCAUGUACACCUGCACCGCCGUGCUGCUGCUCUGCCUCUUCACCACCAUCAUCACCUACAUCGUGAACCACGGCACCAUCCUCAUCCCACGGAAGGGCUGGCACAUGCUGCUUAACCUCUGCUUCCACAUCGCCAUGACCGCCGCUGUCUUUGCGGGUGGCAUCACCCUCACCGGGUACCUGAUUGUGUGCCAAGCGGUUGGCAUCAUCUUGCACUAUUCCUCCCUCUCCACCCUGCUGUGGAUGGCAGUGAAAGCCAGAGUGCUCUAUAAGGAGGUGACAUGGAAGGUACCACGGCAGCCGGAUGGGGACAUGUCCCAGCCAGCCCCCAGACCCAUGCUGCGGUUCUAUCUGAUCGCUGGUGGGAUCCCCCUCAUCAUCUGUGGCAUCACGGCAGCCGUCAACAUCCACAACUACCACGACAACAACCCCUACUGCUGGCUGGUGUGGCGGCCCAGCCUGGGGGCUUUCUAUGUCCCAGUGGCCUUCAUCCUGCUCAUCACCUGGAUCUACUUCCUCUGUGCUGGGCUCAGCCUCCAGUGCCGACCUUCCCAUCGCAAGGACAUCCCGGAGCCACUGGAACCACCACCACGACUGGGGGGUACCAGUGACCUCCUGACGGACUCCGGCUCCAUCUCGGUCACCCUCAACUCGGGUCCCCCCUGCCCUGAAGGGGAUGGGGUCUACUCCCUGGAGGUGCAGUUCUGGGCGCUGGUGAUCACCCAUGCCUUGUAUGUGGCCCUAUGGACCUUCGGUGCCAUGGCCGUGUCCCAGCGCUGGUACCUGAGCAUCGUCUUCAGCUGCCUCUAUGGGGUCACUGCCGUGGCGCUGGGACUCUUCAUCUUCAUCCAUCACUGCAUCCGGCGCCGGGAUGUCCUCAACUCCUGGUUCUCCUGCUGUCCUUCCUAUAGGAACGCGCUGCCCAUGCAGGCGUAUGUGCACCCGGGGCUGGCACCGGAGCACGGCUCACAGGUCUUCAUCAGCUGUGACCCCGAAGCUGCUCGCUCCAGGGCAUCCUCCUCCUCCUCACCCAGCAGCGCCGGCUCGGCCGGGGGCCGCUGCAAGCUCACCAACCUGCAGGUAGCCCAGAGCCAUGCGGAUGCUCGCCCUGCCACCGGCCCAGAGCCGGAUCCCAAUGAUGGGAAACCCAAUACCAGACCCCCCAGCAACCUGCACGGGCGCAGGGGCCACCGGGGCAGGACUAAGCAGUGCCGGGAUGGGAAGCACCAUCGCUUGAAAGCACUGCGGGGCCCCUCGGAGCAUCCCUCGAGUGAGAGUGGGAGCAUCCACAACAGCCACUCCGAGAGCUACCCCAGCAGCAGGACCAGCCCCGUGAGCAGUGCCCGCACGGCCCUACGGGGACAGCAGGAUGGGGAUGUGGGUCCCAGCCCCUCGGAAGGCAGCGAUGGGGGAAGGAGGGUGCCGGAGUUCACUGAUGCUCGCCGGAGGAGCACCAGCAGGGAUAACCUGCGCCAAGCCGAGAAGGAGGCCAAGCGCCGGUCCUACCCGCUCAAUGUGGCCAGCCACAAUGGGGGCCUCAAGGGCAGCAAGUAUGACAUCAACCUGGCUGGUGCUGAUGGUGGUGCUGGGAUGAAGACCGGGCUCUGGAAGAGCGAAACCACCGUGUAAAGGGGGGGAAGGACCCCAUGGAUGUGGUGUUUUCCCCCAGGAAUUGCCCCGUGCACUAUGGGGAUGGUCGGGGGCUCCGGUUCACUCUGGCUAUGGGGUGAUGCUGGGACCCCCAUAUCCCACCCCUGAGGAGGCUCAAAGCUUCCCAUGGGGUACAGGGGCACAAGGCGCAAGGCAAUCCCUGCUCUGCAGCAGUGCUUCCAUCACUCCUGCAUGUCACUUGGGACUGAUCCUAAAGGCUAUUUUAUUAUACAGAGGAAGAGAGAAGAAAGGUCUAUUUUUCAAAGCUAUAUUAUUGAAUGUAUAUAUGUACAGACAGGUCAGGGAGUGAUGCAAGUGCCUCCGUUACCGACCAGUGUUCUCCGGGAGCAGGCAUGGCCACAGCCUGCUCCUGCCACGACUGCAAUAUUCCCCCUGAUGGGACCACACCAAGUGCCCUUUAUGGACAGAGACGAUGCUUGUGCGACCCCAACCUGAGGAAGCUGCUUUGGAGGGGGUCAAAGAGCGACUUCUCUGUCUGAAAUGGUUCCCCAUGCAAAGGGGUUUGGGCCAGCGCUGAGCCCUGUGGGUUAGGCCAAAGUUAAAGCCAUAUUGCAAAGCACAAGGUAAGAGGAGCCUCAGCUCCAAGGUGAGGCCAUUGUCUGCACUGUGUUAAUGCCAGACACUAAAACCACAGCCAGAAAAGGCUCUCAAGCCCUCGAGGGGAGGCAUAAGCUAUGCAAUGGGGUGGGCUGGCAGAGCCAACACCGACCCUUCUCCACCAAAGCACCAAGGAGCUGAGCCCCAGAGCAGGUCCUGGUCCUUAACCAGGGUGCAUGCUCAUUGGGUUUGCUCUUAGGAAGGCAGAGGAACCCUCGGUU
Messenger RNA from Melopsittacus undulatus (budgerigar), 4721 nucleotides. It is a transcript of the gene ADGRA2, whose product is annotated as adhesion G protein-coupled receptor A2. Gene Ontology annotation, molecular function: G protein-coupled receptor activity; protein binding. Gene Ontology annotation, cellular component: plasma membrane; Wnt signalosome. NCBI's taxonomy places the organism in Eukaryota, Metazoa, Chordata, Aves, Psittaciformes, Psittaculidae. Gene Ontology annotation, biological process: central nervous system development; positive regulation of canonical Wnt signaling pathway; sprouting angiogenesis. The transcript is spliced from 19 exons. The record is from RefSeq and is a predicted model, not a curated record. The coding region runs from base 13 to 3861 and encodes 1282 amino acids.